CCAACUGAGCUGAUAAGGUGGCCCCUCCUUGGGAGGAUUUUUAAGCUACUUUUUGGUCUGUUACCCUAGAAGAAGACCGGGGAAAGUGGUGCCGAAAAGGGGAAGCCACCAGGCCAGCUGGGGCAGAAGGUCAACUCCUCGCCUUCGCAUACACCUCCACCCUGACAGAUGUCCCUGUCUCCGGAGCCUCGACUUCCCAGGCACAGAAUGGAGGCUCUCACCGCUGUCCCCUGUCCUCCGAGUUGUGUUCACUUAAGACGUCAGAUCUGUUGCUCGUUUGCUUGUGCUCCUUCCCCUCGGAGGAAAACUUCUGUAAGUACACCCUGCCCGGUUGGAUUCAGAGGAGGGAAACCACACUACCCAGAAGGCAUCUGAGACCAAUGACGGCCAAGAACAGGGGCGCUUCCUGCGGCUCACGUACGUGGGCGGGACUUCCGGGUUUUUCACUACCGCCGCCAUUUGCCUCAGCGGUUCGCCCUGGGACGGCCUUGACCCGCGGCGGGCUGUGCCGGCGCCGCUCCUUAGGCCUUUCGUGGGGAGCGAGCGGAGAAGGAGGCGCUUCGCAGGGGCUGCGACUCCCUGUAGCGGGUGUGCCCCUGGCCGCUCGCCGGGCCGCGGCCUCCCGGCCGCCCUCGAACCCCGGAGUCGUCGAGGGCGGCGCCCCGAGUCGUGGUGCCUUUUACGCGGCGGCCUCCCGGGCGCUCGCCUCUCCCCGCCUUACUCGACCCGCGGGGCCCACGAUGGCGGCGCCGCCGACCGGCCUGACGCAGGUAUCAGUGACCUUCGACGAUGUGGCCGUGACUUUUACCCAGGAGGAGUGGGGGCAGCUGGACCCGGCCCAGAGGAUCCUGUACCAGGAGGUGAUGCUGGAAAACUGUGGACUUCUGGUGUCUCUGGGGUGUCCUGUUCCUCGACCGGAGCUGAUCUGCCAGCUGGAGCGCGGGCAGCAGCUGUGGACGGCGAAGAGAGACCCGUCCCGGAGCACCUAUCCAGGUGACCAGGACAAACCCAAGACCACAGAACCUACAGCUGGUGAGCCAGCCCUGCCUGAGGGGGCCUCAUUCCAGGAACUAAGACGGGGUGACCCAGGGAACUACCAGUGGGGCCAAACUAAGGAUCGGGACGGACCGUCAGAAAUGCAGGAAGGACACUUGAGACCAGGGUUUGAACCCCAGAAGGAGAAGCUCCCUGAGAAAAUGAGUCUUGGAUAUGAUGGCUUAGGGACAGCUGAUGGUGCGUGUUCACGGAUUGCACGGGACCUGAUCCCUCCGGGCAGUGCUGACCGUGACCGUGACUCAUGUGGAUCAGAGAAAGAUCCCAUGAUUCAAGAAGAGGAAAAUGCCUUUAAGUGCAAUGAAUGCGGGAAAACUUUUAAUAAGAAGCACCUUCUUGCUGGACAUGAAAAGAUUCACUCUGGCGUGAAGCCCUAUGAAUGCACCGAGUGCGGGAAAACCUUUAUCAAGAGCACACACCUCCUGCAGCACCACAUGAUCCACACCGGGGAGAGGCCCUACGAGUGCAUGGAGUGCGGGAAGGCCUUCAACCGCAAGUCCUACCUUACCCAGCACCAGCGGAUUCACAGUGGGGAGAAGCCUUAUAAGUGCAGCGAGUGUGGAAAGGCCUUCACCCACCGCUCCAAUUUUGUCCUGCAUAAGAGGAGACACGCUGGAGAGAAACCCUUUGUGUGCAAAGAGUGCGGGCAGGUCUUUCGACACCGGCCGGGUUUCCUUCGACAUCACAUCAUCCACACCGGCGAGAACCCCUAUGAGUGCUUCGAGUGUGGCAAGGUCUUCAAACACAGGUCCUACCUCAUGUGGCACCAGCAGACUCACACGGGGGAGAAGCCCUACGAGUGCAGCGAGUGCGGGAAGGCCUUCUGCGAGAGCGCGGCCCUCAUCCACCACUACGUCAUCCACACGGGGGAGAAGCCCUUCGAGUGCCUGGAGUGCGGGAAGGCCUUCAACCACAGGUCCUACCUCAAGCGGCACCAGAGGAUCCACACCGGGGAGAAGCCCUUUGUGUGCACCGAGUGUGGAAGGGCCUUCACCCACUGCUCCACUUUCAUCUUGCACAAAAGGGCCCACACCGGAGAAAAGCCUUUUGAGUGCAAAGAAUGUGGGAAAGCCUUCAGCACUAGGAAGGACCUCAUCCGACACUUCAGCAUCCACACCGGGGAGAAGCCCUUUGAGUGCUCUGAGUGCGGGAAGGCCUUCAACCGCCGCUCGGGGCUCACGAGGCACCAGCGGAUUCACAGCGGAGAGAAGCCCUAUGAGUGCAUGGAGUGCGGCAAAUCGUUCUGCUGGAGCACGAACCUCAUCAGGCACGCCAUCAUCCACACCGGGGAGAAGCCCUAUAAGUGCGGCGAGUGCGGAAAGGCCUUCAGUCGCAGCUCCUCCCUCACUCAGCAUCAGAGGAUUCAUGCUGGGAGACACCCCGUCAGCGUCGGCGCCGCAGAAGUGGGGAGACCCUUCGCGAGCGGGCAGUCCUCCGUCACCCUGCGAGAACUCCUUCUGGGGAAAGACUUCUUGAAUGUAACCACUGAGCAAAACCUUUUGCCAGAGAAAACCUCUACCGUGGCAUCUGAUCGAACCUACCAAAGAGAAACCCCGCAGGAAACCCGACAAAUGCGCUGGGCCAUGCUUUCUCUGUCGCUGCCGCCGCCUCCCAAGCCAACCUGCUGCUUCCCCCCGCUCCCCACGCUCCUCUGUGGUAUGUCUGGGAGAAUAGGUGGUUAGACAGGAGCUGGAGGCAGGGGUGGUGAUAGGUAGGUUACACAUGACAAGCAGGGUGUCUCAGCUCCCUGACUGCCUCCCAGCCCCCCAGGGAUGACAGACCAGGGGCCCUGGGUGCAGAGCAGCUCCCAGGUCAUAAUGCAUUUGCACUGCAGUUUGGCCCCCUCUGCCAUGGGGAAGGCUGGCAAGACGGUUCAGGAAGGAACACUGUAGGGUCAAAGACCCCCUCCCGACGAGGGGGGGUCCCCCCAAGUAAUUGGAAGUAGUGUCUACGAGAGUCCGCUCCAGCCAUGACCCAAGACCCCACUUACAUGAAGAGAAAAGACCCCUGUAGCCUCAGGGCAGUGCCUCAUUCUCCCACCUUGAGAAGGCACUGUCCUUAAUAACCAGCUUUGUGCUUUACUACUUUCCUUCUGGCUGGUUUUAUCUGAGAGCAGAUCCUCACAUAAACCUUCCGUUGUGAAUCCGAGAACCGAGCCCUCCAUCCACGCCACGCAGAACCUCCCUAACGUGGGUAACAUGCCCUAACCCCCAGCUGUUAGGGAUGCGAGCAUAAACUUCUCACUUGGUCACAGUCCCUUCCAGAUCUGCUGCCUUACCACACCUGAGGAAACAAAUCCCAGGUACAUUUUAGAACACAGUCUGGAGCGAAUUAAAACCUCCUUACAAAGGCUGACCGGGUUCUACACAAUUUGUCUCCAUUUACCUAACUCCCCAGGUCCCACCUGAAUCCCUGCAAUGCAGCUCUAGCUCCACAAGCCUUCACUCUGGGAAGGUCUUUCUCUAAAGACUCCGGAGCCAUCUCCUUGGAAUGCAGACAUCAGCGGAGAUGGCAUCUCUAUCAGUUUCUGUGGGAAGAUAGGAGCCUCACUUUGGUGGGCACCUGGCUCCAAGUUGCAAAACUGAAGACUAACAAAGGAAGCCUUGUUAAUUUACAACGGAGCUGGGAGGCUGGAAGGUAGAGCUCAUGGGGCCACUCCAAGUCAAUCACAGGAAGAAUCGUGAAUUCCAGGCCCCGACAGGGAAAGAUGGACCCUGCAUCCCCUGUAAGAAAUCAACCAUCCCUGCAACUCAGCCGAUGAGAAACUGCCAUAAUCUUGAACUGUUGCUUUCCUCCAGCAGAAUUUGUUCAACCCUCCCAACUCACUCCUCCAUAAAAUAACUCUUCUCUUUGUUUGUUGCAUUUGCCUAUGGUUUCACUGUAGUUUGUGUGUCUCUGCGUACAAUUCUGUGCUAUUUCCAAAUAAAACGUUUUUGUGGGUAAAAUAACUGACUUUUAUUUUUAAGGCUAACACCACUUUCUACCCUCAAGAAAUGAGAUGUUUGUAUUCCUUUAUAGAAAACUAAUGUAGGGGCAGAUAGCCACACCCCAAUUACCAGGUAAAUUUAGGCCCAACUAUGUGUAACAAAUGGUGCUAUUAUGUUUUCUAACUUGAGGACUAAUUAUUGUCUAUGUUGAAGAUAUGUAAUGGGAAACACUGGGAGAGCCAGUGUCUGCUUGGCUUUAUGAAAUGGUAUCUUUCUCACUUUCCAUCUCUUGGCAAUUAUCUGUGAUAUGGCAUCACAUUC
This is a messenger RNA of Hyaena hyaena (striped hyena), 4301 nucleotides long. Its product is annotated as zinc finger protein 264-like. The transcript has 5 exons. The record is from RefSeq and is a predicted model, not a curated record. Gene Ontology annotation, biological process: regulation of cytokine production; regulation of immune system process; negative regulation of transcription by RNA polymerase II. The coding region runs from base 381 to 2735 and encodes 784 amino acids. NCBI's taxonomy places the organism in Eukaryota, Metazoa, Chordata, Mammalia, Carnivora, Hyaenidae. Gene Ontology annotation, molecular function: DNA-binding transcription repressor activity, RNA polymerase II-specific.